Molecule: messenger RNA, 1579 nt
Organism: Maylandia zebra (zebra mbuna)
Lineage: Eukaryota; Metazoa; Chordata; Actinopteri; Cichliformes; Cichlidae
Source: RefSeq, a predicted model, not a curated record
CUCCCCUGAUGGACACACUCGCUCCGAUCAUCGCGCUGUGCUUUCUUGGGGUUUUUUCUUCAGCAGAAACUCCUCAAAGCUAUUGCCCAUCCCCACUGAUUCAGGCAGAAGAAGGUCGUAAUGUCUCAUUACCAUGUUAUGUGGAUCCCUCAGUUGACCUGUCUGCUUAUACCGUGGACUGGAAACACACUGACUUGAAUGAUGUAGUCUUCUCGUGGCGACACGGGCAGGAAAAUCAUGGUGCACAGGCGGCGAGCUAUAGAAGCAGAGCAAGUAUCGACUCUGGAGACCUUAGCAGAGGAAAUCUAACCCUGCAGAUCUUCUCAGCACGCCUGUCUGAUAGUGGGCAUUACAGGUGUUUUGUGCCAAAACUGAAAGCCUUUUGCAUCGUUCAUCUUAAUGUAACCAAAGAGAUUAAUGUCAGGUCCAGCACAACCACAUCUCCAAAUCUCCACAGCACAACCACAACGCUGAAGCCAAAUGAUCCAGAUAAACGUCUUGCCGUUCUCCUUCCUGUUGGUAUCGUCUUUCUCCUGGCUGUCGUUGGAUUUUGUCUGAAGAAACGCGUAAAGAUCCGGCAAUGCGUGGGGAAGCUGACAGGGCAGAAACGAGGAGUGGACCGUUCAAGCCACGUUGAACUUCAGUCUUUGGAGAAUUCAACAAUGAAAUACGACACGAACAAGGCUUCUUGAGAAAUGAGUGAAGUACAAUGUUGUGCUUGUCUUUGAUUGGCUGAGUGAUCAAAAUGAUUUUAGAUUCUCAAGCUGCUCUCAUUACGUUACAGCUGAUUUAAGUACAACUUAAUUCAAAUUAAUUACGUUGGAUCGUUUUAAGCGUUUCUAAAAGCUCAUCCUUGUUCCCAUUUAGAGACUCGUAUUCGAUCUGUGUUAUUGUAUUUCAUAUUGGAAUAGUGUGUGCUUUUGUUUAGUGUAUGUAGCACUUUGCAGUGUGUGUGUGUCUGUCUGUCUGUUGCACAUAUAUGCUUGUAUAGCCAUUUAUGUAUAUAAGUAUAUGCAUAAACUGUGCCCCCCCCCUUCCUUCUACAUGUUUGCACUGAGUAGAUGCUCUGUAUCUCAUUGUACAUCUGUAUAGUGACAACAAAGGCAUUCUAUUCUAUAUAAGCGUAUGCUUACUUUAUAUAUGGAUGUCUUGUAACAUUUUAACUCAUUUUAUUCCUUCUUUUGUUUUAACUACAUUGUCCCUCUGUUCAACAAUUUGGCCUUGAUGUCUUUUAAGUAAAUUAAUGGUCACAGAUCUGGGAACAAUCACUGAGUGACUUACUGGUUAUGUUUUAAAUUCCAAAAAUGAAUUGGGACUCUGAGAGGCAGAACAAACAAUCUGCUAAAAAUCAUGAUGUGUUGGUUGAAUAUACAGCGUCCUCCAUAAUGUUUUUAAGAUUGUAUUUUUUUUUUCUCUGUACACGAGCACGGUGGAUUUACGUAAUGUUUUUUUUUUCCGUGAACGGGAAACUGCUUAAAGAAGCAGUUUGUCCAAUCGUGUUUUAAAUAAAGUUCUUUGAAAAAAAAUUCCGCCAAAAAGUACGUCCACGACGUAAGUACGCGCCACAGUCAGCCAAUAA